AUGACAUGGAAAUUUCCCCCUCUCUCCCUCGUAUGCCUGAACAUAGCACUACGGGUGGGUGCACAGCGCUUCGAUGGUCAAUAUUGGCCAUGUAACCCGAUGAAAAACUACUGGAGCACCUCCAACUACGCGAACAUCAACUACAACAAGCUCGCAAAGAAUGGUGCCGAAUUCACUGUUGCGAAGCGACACGACGCCCCGCAACUCUUUUCCGACUUCUAUAUCUUCUUUGGUCGCGUAGAUGUUGUGAUGCAGGUUGCUCCCGGAACUGGCAUCAUCUCGUCCAGUGUCCUGAUGUCGGAUGACUUCGACGAGAUAGACUGGGAGAUGUCUGGCAACAAGUUCAACCUCACCGCGCAAUAUCCCUCCGGCGUGGUCCAGAAUAACUACUUCUCCAAAGGGAUCACCGGCCUCUAUGAUCGCGGCAUGUGGGUGCCAUGUAGCCAACCUCAGACAACUUUCCACACCUACUCUGUCGAUUGGACUCCCACGAAGCUGGACUGGCUCCUUGAUGGCAAGGUAAUAAGGACGUUCCUAGCCGCCAACGCUGACAGCACUACACACCAAUUUCCACAAACACCGUCUAAGAUCCAGAUGGGUAUGUGGGAUGGUGGAGAUCCGGAGGAGAACUCGGGCACCAUGAGCUGGGCAGGCGGUAUGACCGACCUGACCAAAGCUCCGUUCACGAUGUUCGUCAAGAGCGUCCGUAUCACCAACUACAACCCGGCCAAAUACUACAACUGGACAGACCAGUCAGGUAGCUGGAAGAGCAUCAAAGCCUUGAAUAUCUCGCUACCGAGCUCGACUACUACCGCUGAGAAGAGCACCACAACCGCCAUCCAACCGCUCAGGACCGACCUGCCCGUCUCACCAAAUGGACAUUGUGGGAUUUCUGUAAACACCGUCUGCAAGGGCAGCUUAUUCGGUGAUUGCUGCUCAGCCUUUGGAUACUAUGGAAACACCACCGAGAGUAUCCUCAGCCGUCGUGCUAUCUACGAGUCGGUCAUCGGUGGCGUCUGUGCCGUCAUCAGUGUCCAGCUCAGCGGCGCAGGUGUCGACCGUGAAAUCCAUGUCCGCGCAGCCUUCCACGACACGGACAUUGGUCUCGUCGGUGGCACCACCACUGUCCAGCUCAGCGGCGCAUUCUUUGACCUCAACAUCUAUGUCUAUCAAGCCAUCCACGACCCUGGAGACGACGAAGAGCUCUGCGUCGCAUUGCCAAACUACCAGUCCUACAUACAAGCAGCCCCAACAGCCACCCCGUCUCCAGGCCCCGGCGAUGCCUAUCUCCUCUCAUCCGCGAACGCAGGCCAGUUCAACGUAAUCGAGGGCCAGCUCGUCUACGACAACGGCAACGACGAUCCUCUGUACAUGGGCGUCGAAGACCCCGCCAACAAGACGCAGCGCACGCUCGAGACGUGGUUCGAUGCGGCCGAAAACACUUACGGCACGUUCGCGUUCCAGGGCGAUACGCUGACCUGGGAGGUGGAUGAUAUUGCGAGACCGAACACGGCGGCGUGGCUUGUCUGCGGUGGUGAGGGGAGGCUCUACGUCAACACGGGUGCUUACGCUUAUGAACGCCCGACGGCUGCGCGGAUCAGACGGUGA
Anthostomella pinea is the source of this 1608-nucleotide messenger RNA. The record is from the annotation of a GenBank genome assembly. Lineage: Eukaryota; Fungi; Ascomycota; Sordariomycetes; Xylariales; Xylariaceae.